Arachis stenosperma is the source of this 3053-nucleotide messenger RNA. RefSeq lists its product as uncharacterized. Gene Ontology annotation, cellular component: intracellular membrane-bounded organelle. Gene Ontology annotation, biological process: autophagy. NCBI's taxonomy places the organism in Eukaryota, Viridiplantae, Streptophyta, Magnoliopsida, Fabales, Fabaceae. The transcript is spliced from 15 exons. The record is from RefSeq and is a predicted model, not a curated record. Gene Ontology annotation, molecular function: protein binding. Bases 413 to 2812 code for a protein of 799 amino acids.
CCACAAAACUCUUGGAAAUUCGAAUUUGACCCCGAAAAGCACACGAAUUCGUUUUUACCGUCGUCUCCUUAGGGUCUUUCUUCUGUGUGUGUGCCCCCUUUGAAAAUCAAACACGGAGGCUCUGAAUUAAAAGCCCCACGACGCGACAUAGCGAGAGGAGAGAGAAAAUUGAGAGAUGAGAGAGAAACUAGAGAGGCGGUGCCUGUGAGGGUUGUUUUUUGUUCGAUUUGGGGAAAAAUAAACCCACCGGAAACAUCAUAAUCAUAAAUAUCCUCUUUGCUUGCAUUAAGAUCUCUCGUUAUUUCAGAUUGGAUCUUUUUAUUUUCUUGUUUUUUAUUUCCGCGUUCUUCUUGUUGUCGUCGUCAAUCUCGAGAAUUUCUAUGAAUUUUGGUUCCUCACAGAAGAAGAAAGAAUGACGGGGCUUCCCAGGGUUCGUGAUCACGCAUCGCUUCCAUCCUCAUCGUCUCAUAAAUCUAAUAGCAGUGGUAGCAACGUAUUUAGUUUGCUAGUGCGGAGAGAGAUCUCGCCUAGAACGAAACACGUGGCAAAAUGGAACUGGGGAGAAGCAUCUAAAUCAAAAUCUGGUUCUAGUUCCCGUCCUAAAAAUGAAGUAGCAAGAGAUGCUAGGCGUGGUCUCCUAUCAUGGGUUGAAGCCGAGUCAUUGCGGCAUUUGUCAGCCAAGUAUUGCCCUUUGUUGCCUCCCCCAAGGUCUACUAUUGCAGCAGCAUUUAGUUCAGAUGGAAAAGUGCUUGCAUCAACACACGGUGACCACACAGUAAAGAUAAUUGAUUGUGAAACUGGGAGUUGCUUAAAGGUGCUAAUUGGUCAUAGACGGACGCCUUGGGUGGUUAGGUUCCAUCCAUUGCAUCCACAAAUACUUGCUAGUGGUAGCUUGGAUCAAGUAGUUCGUUUAUGGGACGCUAACACAUCAGAGUGCAUAAUAUCUCAUCAUUUCUAUCGACCCAUUGCAUCCAUUGCUUUUCAUGCCAAGGGGGAAAUAAUUGCCGUUGCAUCAGGACACAAGCUGUAUAUAUGGCACUAUAAUAAGAAAGGUGAAGCAGCAUCACCCGUGUUUGUGUUGAAGACAAGGCGCUCACUACGAGCCGUGCAUUUUCACCCACAUGCUGCACCAUAUCUCUUAACUGCCGAGGUCAAUGAUCUAGAUUCCUCAGAUUCAUCAAUGACAGAGGCAACAUCACUUGGCUAUUUACAAUAUCCCCCGCCUGCUGUUUUCGUCACAAAUAUUCAUCCCAAGGAAAAUGCUAGUUUAUCAAGUGAACUACCCUACGUGUCAUUACCUUUCCUCUUCAUGCCACCAUAUCCUGUAGAUGAGUCAAGACCAGAAGUCCUGCACAUUAGUCCCGAUGUUGGCUCCAGUAGCAUGCAAAUUGAAUCUUCUGCGACAGGGCAGUUUCAAACGGACCCACAUGCAACCGAGCAAUACAAUACUACAGUGUCUCCCAUGGAAACAUUCUCCGAGAUGCCCACUAGCUCUCAAACUGGUACAGAAUAUCAAGCUCAUGCUACUUUCUCAAAUGGAAUGGGUAUUGGAAUCAGUAACCUCAGAAUGGAUGGUAUGGACACUGAUGAAACUGAACGUGCUGAAGGAUCCCAACAUGGAAACUAUACAAAUGCCUAUUCUCUUAAUGGGGUGUUACAUGGAUUGUCUAGACAAAAUAACAAUCGUGAGGUUCUUCCAGAGUUUGGUCAAUUUCCUCAGUUCUUUCCUGCAAGAGACCCAAGUGGAUGGGAGCUACCUUUUCUGCAAGGAUGGUUAAUGGGUCAAAGCCAAGUUGGUGGUCCCUCAAUGCUUCCUAACAUGGGUGUUAGUCGUGACAGUGUAGGCCAACAUAUUGGUUCUUCCACAUUGAGCUCUAACCAUCCCACUUCUAAUGCAGAUAUAGGAAUGUCGUCUGGCAUUGCCAUCCCUGGAUCUUCUGUUAGAUCAGGUUUACGGAAUCAUUUUUCACAAUACCGUAUACCUGUAUCUGAAUCUGGAAAUCUUGCUAGCUCUGCUAGUACCCCACAUGAUGGGUCUGAUAUCCAAACCAUUAUAAGUCGAAUCCAGUCAGAACUUGCCACGUCAAUGACUGCUGUGACGGCUGCAGAGUUGCCUUGCACCGUGAAGUUAAGAGUAUGGUCGCAUGACAUAAAAAAUCCCUGUGCUCCAUUAAAUGCUGACAGAUGCCGUCUGACUAUACCGCAUGCUGUCCUUUGCAGUGAAAUGGGUGCCCAUUUUUCGCCGUGUGGUAGAUUCUUAGCUGCCUGUGUUGCAUGUAUGCUCCCACAUAUAGAAGCUGAACCUGGAUUGCAAACGCCAGUACAGCAAGAGCCUGGUAUUGCAACAUCACCAACUCGUCAUCCAAUAUCAGCACACCAAGUAAUGUACGAGCUGCGGAUAUAUUCCUUAGAGGAGGCAACAUUUGGAAUGGUGCUUGCUUCACGAGCAAUCAGAGCCGCACACUGUCUGACGUCAAUUCAGUUCUCACCUACGUCUGAGCACAUACUACUUGCCUAUGGUCGACGUCAUGGUUCUCUUCUUAAAAGCAUUGUAAUUGAUGGAGAAACGACGUUACCUAUAUAUACAGUAUUAGAGGUAUAUAGAGUGUCGGAUAUGGAACUUGUUAGGGUGCUUCCUAGUGCAGAAGAUGAGGUUAAUGUGGCUUGCUUUCAUCCUUUUGCUGGGGGAGGAUUAGUUUAUGGAACAAAGGAAGGAAAGCUUAGGAUCCUCCAGUAUGAUGGUGCUCAUGCUGCGAAUGGCACGGGACCGAGUUACUUUCCUGAUGAGACCAUCAUUGGAAUCAGUCAAUGAGCAAGGUUUAGACAUGUCAUCGGAGAUUAAAUUCAGCAUCCGGCUUCCAUCAUCUGUACUACUCAGAUGCUGUCUCUGCUGGUGAUAAUACUACACAUUUGUUAAGACUAUGUUGAAUGCUGAGCAGUGAGCAAAUGCAACCUGGCGCUGGAGUUUCCAAUCUUCCUUGCUAAUACAAAUGUAUAUUUUUGUAUUAUCCAUGUAUGAAUAUGUACUAAUAUUAAUCCGUUGUUAGUUUGUA